Messenger RNA from Desarmillaria tabescens, 198 nucleotides. RefSeq lists its product as uncharacterized. NCBI's taxonomy places the organism in Eukaryota, Fungi, Basidiomycota, Agaricomycetes, Agaricales, Physalacriaceae. The annotation marks the transcript as partial. The record is from RefSeq and is a predicted model, not a curated record. The transcript has a single exon.
UUACCCUCCCUGAAGUGGGCCGUAAUGAUAAAGACCGAGAGGACCGCGAAUAGGACCGUGGAUGCCACGAUAACGGGAAGUGACGAGGUGAAAACCGCUGUUUCUGCUGCCGUGCGUCCAGGCACAUAUGCAGAUCCUAAAUUCCCGGAGACGAAUACCUUGCUAGCCGAUUGGAGCAGGCGGGUGUACAUGUCUGUA